UCGGUGUCGUAGCGUGGAGGCGCAGGUAGGCCGGCAAGCUACCUGGUAGAGGCAGUCGCGCGCGCGCCAGCGUCUAGUGUGGAGUUUGGAGGUUUUACUUUUGGCCGCUUCGAGAUUUCCGGAAAGCAACGAGGAGUCAACCCUUCGCCAGAAAAGGCUCAGACAAGUGUGCGAAACGAAAAACAAGUACAAUGAUGAAGGAUACUGACGGACGUCGUUACAAGUGUUGUACUGUUCGUCCACGUUGUUACGGCGUUUGCAAUAGUGUGAGAGUGUGAAAAAGAAAGCGCCAGGAAAAACCGGGGAAAAUCGAAAAGUGUUGAAUUCGCGAAUAUAAAGUGCGAAAUUUCACCGAUUACCAAUAAUUGGCAAAAAAAUAAAUAGUGAGAGUUCGGCAGAGGGUGAAGUGAUGCUGACGCGUGGAUUUUGAAAGCAGCUCCGAAGGCCAGCCCGACGCAAUGCGUCGACGCUGCUGACGCAACGCGCCUGGAUGCGUCUCACUUUAAGCACGUUACCACAGCUUGCCGUCUUAGCGAAGAUUUUGUGCCUCCUAAUGGUGGUGAUGUGCGGGGCGGUGCCGUCAACGGUGCCCUCCGUGAGUCUAUACUCGACUUGCAGCAGAGGCAAUGUUACCGUUAUGAAACAGGUCAGAUCUAUGAAGCAGAACGACCACAAUGCACCCUAUCAACUACUAACAACAAUAACAGAAAAUAUUCUUAUGAAAAUGUUCAUUUACGCGGAAGAGGUCGACAAAUACAUCUGCUUCAAUAAACGAUGGAAAAUUGUCGCAAAAAAGAACAAGGACGAGAUGUGCCAGUUCCACGAGGUGUACAGCGGCAGGUACCUAAGGUACCGCUCGGCAGUUGAUCCGACGCGCUUCCUCGGCUUCAAUAAACUCGGCAAGGCGAUAGCCAAACCACGCGGCAGUACCAAAUGUUAUAACUUCCUGAAAAUCAAUCCGAACGGCGGCGUCGCACAACACAACCGCUUAAUCACGCAGCAGCAGCAGCAGCAGCAGCAGCAGCAUCAUCAUCAGCCAUCACUAGCGAAUAAUAAGCCAUUGCAAUUGCCAGCCGCGGCUCACCGGAAGUCACUGCAACGGAGCAGCAAUUCCUUGGUGCAUCAUCAAGAGAGGACGCGUCAUCGACACGGCUGGAGGAGACGACAGCAUCUCCGACAGCAGCAGCAAUUGCAGCAACAGCAGCAGCAGCAGCAGCAGCAGCAGCACGCGAUGCGUCCUUAUCAGGAAAGCAAGUAUUGAGCCGGCGCUAGGCGGCUCGCCGAUCAAGACUGCCUCAUCCACGAGACGACUAAGAGUGAGCUCGUGAUUUCUUCGCACUUCCUCGCGCUCAUCGUCCUCGUUAUUGUCCGCUGACUCCGAGCAGCUCACACGACUACUCCCCCACACCCCUCCCACUACUUUACUCGCCCCUUUAAAGACGCUCGCGCUCGAUCGAACUUGGUAUUCUCGAAGGUCAUUCAUUUGCAGUCUUUCUCGUUAUGUCACGAAAAAAAUUACUUAAUUGACUAACAAUCAUGACAAUCCGACGAAACAUAAUUUCCUCCUGGAUGUUUUUUGGAGAGAGAGAGAGAGAGUGAGAGAGAGAGAGAGAGAGAGAGAGAGAGAUUGCCAAGCGACAUUGAGCGCCACGCGAACAGACAGUUGUUGAUGGACCAGUCUGCUCGGAUUAUUGCCCACCACUUUAUUACGUUCAUUUUUAUUGGAACUUACACACGCGUACGCUAUCGAACAUACACAUACGUACACACAAAUACACAACUGCUGUUGUAUGAUUACGUUCCAACGAGCGCGCCGUAUUUAUUGUAAGCAUUUAUUUAUGAUAUUUCGUAUUUGAAAAACCGUAAGUGUCGUCGUUUGUUUGCAAAAUAAAAACGUGAAACACGAAUGCUAGAGAGAGUGUGUGCGUGAGCGAGAGAGAAAGAACACACAACAUAACACACUGCUAAAAACAAAUCGUUAACCUCGACAGCAAUAAGAUUUAAACAUGUUCUCAACGAUAGAGAACCCGAAAUAAAAAACAGAAAGAAAGCGAAGAGGAAAAUGGAAAAGAAGAAGAAAAAGGAAAUCUUCUGUGGCGUCCUUAUAGGUCCGUAAAUGCGGUGCGUGCAUCUGCAUCUAGAUGGCGUCCUACCGGCGGUACCUAUAACCGGCUGAAUUAGUGUUCGGUUCUACGUGAAUGAAGUAUAGAUAAGUUAUUUUUACUGUAUUGUGAAAAUCGCUGAUUUAUAUACUUCAUUCCACACAUAACCAAGUGCUAAUCCAACCGCUAUUAGCAUUCUAGGGAUAACAUUAUUAUAUAUACUUUUUUUUCUUUAUUAUUUUCCUUGAAAAUAUAAGAAUACAUUAUUCUCGAGGAGAAUACUAAUGAAAAAGGAAUAACUACGUAUAAUAAGGUAAUCCUUAUAUGAUGUUAAUAGCAGACUGUAUUACUAGGUUAGAUACACACAUAAAUACAUACACAUACACAUUUACACACGAUAUGACGCGGUGAUGGCGCGAGAUUUGAAAGCGCAGAUAAUAGGUACCCAUAUACGAUCCUCUUAAAAAAGCUGCACAAAGACGAGCUUGCGUUUUUCUGCGGCUUUGUUUUGCUCACGGGGUUUCAGGUGUUCGCAAUCCCCUCGGAUAAUUAUCAUUGACCAGUACCUCACUCGAUGAAAUUACUUUUAAACUAGUACGACAGACUCGAAGCAAAAAAAAAAAAAAAAAGAAAGAAAAUAGUGAGAACGAAAGAAGAACAAUAGGCCAGCCAGUGAUAAUCCGUGGAAGCCGUAUAAGGGAGUUUCUGAAUCUCGCAAGAUCACCACCCAAGGAGCGCCUACCCCUCUGACUAGAGGAAAAAGUAAAAUGCGGAUGACGAGAAAUCAAUGAAAGAUGUAGCUUAUUUAUUAAAAAAAAUAUAUUAUAUAUAUAAUGCGAGCAGUCCGACAUCCUUUCUUUUCCUUGUACGUACAAUAUUACAAGAGAAACAAGAAAUAUAUAGAAUUGCGAUGUGAAGAAGAGAAAAAAACAAAAUAUACCUGUGUUCUGCUCUCUGUCCUUUUAAUAAUUUCUUUCUCUCUCCCACCACAGUCAGUAUACGCCAGUCAGUUAUCAUUUGUACAUUGUUGUUAUAUUGUUGCCAUUUAUACUCCGACAUUUAUCACUGACGUAAUUAUAAGGCAUUCAAAGCACGAUUGAGAGUUGAGAUUUUUUUUAAAUUCCAUCAAUGUAUGCUAGAUCUGUUAGUAAUUUCAGACAAAAAAUUGCAUGUCUUGAAGUCUGAUCGUUAAUGGAGUCGUAAAAACUAAUCCAAAUUUUGUACUCUCUGUGUAAGCUUUAGGAAAACAAUCGUAUGAGAUCUUGCUCGUGCUUCGGGUGUGCGCAUAAUCACAACAAAUGAACGUUUCUUUCUUAUUUUUAUAUGAAGUUGAUUUUUAUUUCUUUGCACGAAGCUUCCGAACAUGUAAGCCGGUGGCCUACGCGCACAAAUCAAAUACUACAUCAAAAUAAUAGAAAAGAGAAAAAGAACAAAAACAUAAAACGACCGAUAAUUGUACUGCUAAUGUCAGAAAAUAAUGAAUUUUUAUAAAAAAAUAAAUAAAGCAAACCUUAUAGCUUUGUAAGAUCAAUCCUAGUUGUUUUAUCUUCCAGAAAUCCUUAGUUCAGACGUAUUCUUUUUAGCAAAUUUUAGAGUAUAUAUCCAUUUAACAUUUUUUUGAAUAAAUAAAUAAGCGAUUAUUAUUCUCAAAUACAUCUCUAAACUUUUGGAAAUAAAAUGUUUCUAACGCAACUACACGUUCCUAUAAAUUAGUUUUUAUUCACGAGUUAGUUGUAUUCUUUGAUCUCCAAAAGUUUAAUGCUCAUCAUAACCUUUCAUCUUGAAAGAAUUAUGUAUUUGAUAAUACUCAAAUUGAUGACGAUUUUAAUUUAACUUUCAACGCUCAUUUCCGACGGAAACGAUGCGCGCCAUACACCGGAAAGUGAAUUCUUAUAAAUAAAAUUGAAUUCUUAUAAAUAAUAAAACAUAGAACAACUCAUGUUUCCAUCGAUGCAUGCUUAAAAGUUGCAAUAUUCUUAUAACUGAUAUACACGCGCAUCCUAAGUUUUGAAAAAAAAAAUGAAAACUCGAAAUUUUGCUGAGAUAUUGUAUUUUUUGAAGCAGAAAAAAAAUAAAAGUAUAUUUUAACAUGUAGGAUCAAAAGAAACAUGAAUAAUACGAAUAUCGAACUCAAAGAUAACGCUAAACAACAAAACAAAGAAAAGAAAACACGAGGAAAGAAGGGUUGAACUGUACGGAGCGAAUGUGUAAGAACGACGCUUAUAAUUUAUUAACAAAAAAAAGGAAAAAGAUUAACUACUAAUAUAACUUGUAAUGUAAUUAUAUUGUAAUACGGUAUUGUAAACGCCACCUCGUAGAUGAUUAAUCUAUCUCGUUUGUUUUUUUUGUAUGUGUAUUAAGAAUAAUCUCUUGUCAGCGCUCGCAUUUCGACUACAGGAAUUUCCGGCUGCUCGGUGAACACUGAUGUAUUAAGAGUGAAAGAGAAAUGGUGGCGUCUCGAGGUGGAUUAAUAAAAAAGAAUUUAAAGACAAAAAGCGCCAAGUAUGAAGGACCCAUCGGUAAGCUCGGAGGCAAGUCAUCGAAAGUCGAGAGCGCGUCGAGAGUGAGAGAGAGAGAGAGAGAGAGAGAGUAUAAGUGCGAGAGAGAGAGAGAGAGAGGAAGAGUGCGUAUAUGUAAGAACGAAAGAGAGCUAAAAAAGUGUGUAACCAAAAUGAGACUUGUAUUUUUACAAAUAUUCAAAGGAAUAAAGAAAUGUGUACAAAUUAAAGAAACUUUAACAAGCAAAACAUGAGAUGAUCAACUCGUUUCGUAUACCUUGAUAAUCUCUUCUUUUAUGAACAUUGGAAUUUAUAUUUAAUGCAAGCAAUUGAAAAGCGGAGAGGAUGAUUUGGAUAGAACUUGGCAUUUUGCGACACAUUUUUCACGAUACAUUUUUUGGAGAGGAUUAAAAUUGACAAAAAAUAAUAAUAAUAAUCAAGGAGAUUGGAAUUACGAGUGGAUAUAAAUUGACAUGCAAUGAAUCCGACUACUUUAGAUAGAUAGUAAUAACUUAAAUAACGAAGAAAAAACUGAAAUAAUAAGAAACAAAAAGGUAAAAUAUAAAUAUUAUAUAUAAAUAAGUAUAUAUGAACAGAUGAUGUGUAUUGUAAGAUAUUUAAUACUGACUUGUUAGAGAGACUUGAUAACGAUGAUAAUAACGAUUAUGAGGAUGCUGAGUGAGGAAAGUUGAUAAAAAUAUUGGACGAUGGUGUGCGAGAGACGACGUCACGAUUAUUGUAACGUGGACAGAUGACAAACGAAAAAAAUAAUAAGGCACAAGAGGAGAUGAUAAGGCGACGUGGUGAGAGAAAGAGCAUUUGUAAGGAGAUACACCUACAUUAUUCGCGCUGUAAUAUAGAGGCAUACAUACUCCAUUACCCACUGAAUCGAUGUGUCGAUGUACCCGGGCGUGCUCUGAUCGUGUUUACAAAAAUUUAAAGGGGUGAACUCAAUUCGGUUCAGAUGCUUUGAUCACACACACCAAACUUUUUAUCUGCAGUUCAACUAAAGAAUAUAAACUACAUUUUUUCACACUCGUCGUAGUUCGCGAAGUAAUAUUUAGCAAGGGAAAAUGCCGGAACGAGUGUGAGAAAAUCUAUUAUGGCCGAGUUUUUUCAAAUUUUUUCAGCCAACAAGUUAUUUAUUUUAAUAAGCGUGUCUGCUAAUUUAUCGAUGAAAAAAUGUUUGUAUAAAUUGAUCUUUUUUAUUAAGGAAUUCGUGUUUAAGAAUAUAAGCUUUAGAGAUUAGUUUGCUAAAAAUCUAUGAAAAAAUUAAGAAGAAUAAGAACAAUCCGCACGCAGCACGUAUACAAUUGAACGAGGUGCACGUGCUGUUAAACACGACUGAAUCGUAUUUGUUAAAUUUAAGUUGUAUAUUUAAUUAAGGCUCUUUGAUAAAAAUCUUAGCAGUGGUGAACGAGAAAGAGACUUAAAAGAUUUGAGAAAACCAUAAAAAUCGUGAUCGAGGCCAAUUUGAAAAACGUUGAUUAUUUUGCAAAAAAGUGUGUUUUCGACGCGAGGUGGAAGAAAAAUGUAAAAAAAAAUAGCAUGAAGAAACGAACACGGCUCGCCCGGUCGCAGCUAGCAAUAAUAGCAUUCCAACGCAAAUCGCAAAGUACAUACCUGCGAGUUCUUUAAACUACUGUGUGCCGCCGUACCGACGGAGAGAAAAAAAAACACUGUCAAAUACACGCUCAUACACUGCUAAAAAAAACGACUCUGUGUGUUCUUUAUUGCCUCUACGCAUUACAAUAACCCAAAUACAUGCCAAACC
Messenger RNA from Phymastichus coffea, 6374 nucleotides. RefSeq lists its product as uncharacterized. The coding region runs from base 491 to 1261 and encodes 256 amino acids. The record is from RefSeq and is a predicted model, not a curated record. Gene Ontology annotation, molecular function: growth factor activity. Lineage: Eukaryota; Metazoa; Arthropoda; Insecta; Hymenoptera; Eulophidae. The transcript has 5 exons.